Trypanosoma rangeli is the source of this 1509-nucleotide messenger RNA. RefSeq lists its product as uncharacterized. Lineage: Eukaryota; Euglenozoa; Kinetoplastea; Trypanosomatida; Trypanosomatidae. The transcript has a single exon. The record is from RefSeq and is a predicted model, not a curated record. Bases 1 to 1509 code for a protein of 502 amino acids.
AUGCGAGGACGAGGGAAGCCUACAGAGGCGGAGUAUAUGCUGCGUCGCUGUGGCAUGCACCGCCGCACCGCUUUUGUGACGGACGUGGAAGGCAACCUUUCAUACUUUAUUCGCUACACCGAUCAAAGCAAAGUUGUUUCUUGGACCAAUGGGCAUCUCACUUUCCGUGACAGCACUUCUCAUUUUGUGUACGGUGGUGACGUUUUUGACCACGGUGACGACAUUACCUUUGCCAAGGCGCUCUUGGACUUUCGUGACGCCUACCCAACACGUGUGCAUCUCAUCCUGGGGAAUCGUGACCUCAACAAGAUGGUGUUUGGCGCCCCUAUUAGACAGGUACUUGUGGACGCAGCACAAUUAUCGCCGGAGGCGGCCCAAAUGUUGGUUUUUCCAGUGGCCUUGUCAAAGUUUUCUGAUUGCACUAAAUGUCUGUCGUAUGCGAAGUAUUUGGAGGAAAAUGGCCUACCACCAGUAGUGACUAAAACCACGUUUAUUCAGUGGCUUUUGACGUACAAAAUGGGGGCCCCUACAGCUUUUGAGCGCAGAAGGAAGGAGCUGCAACAGAUGCGGAGCAGUGGGGAGCCCGUGGCUGAUGCCGAGGUGGCGCAAAGUUUUAUGGAUGCCGCAUACCCUGGAGGUGUAUAUUAUGAGUAUUUGAAACAUGGGAAGAUAGCUGAAGUGCUGGAUGGUAUUCUUUUCGUUCACGGAAGUGUGGUGGAUCAGAAUGCUGGGAUACUCCCGCAGAGGCAUGCCUCCGUGGGCGGGGCAACCUUGCCACAAUGUAACGUGAUGAUGAAACAUGCCACGGCUGAUGAGUGGCUUGACGCUUUAAAUGAUUUUAAAGAGGUGGAAUUUAGGCAAUGGGCGUCAGGUGGUGAUGGAGCCUUGUUGCGAGAAUACGCUUUUCCAGUCUCUCUCGUUCCACAUUCUGUGGUGGUUCACGCCCUUGUUGAGCCAGAUGGCCCUCACUACUUGGGACUUGGCGUGGUGGAGUUUCUGAAUAGAAGCGGGAUAGCGAUUGUUUGCGGCGGUCACCUGCCUGCAGGUGACACCCCAAGUAUUGUGCAGCAGCCUGGUCUCUUGCGCAUAGCCGCAGAUAAUUCGUAUUGUGCGGGUGAUGGCUCUCGCGGUGAAAGCAUUGUGGAAGUACUGUUUGAGGAGGACGGUGGCGUAUGUAUCCAUGGGCGGCGUGCGGAUGGUAUGCCGUUUAAGUUUCUUGCCACAGAACCGCUGUUAGGGCGCCAUCUGGGCGAUGCAUGGUGGGUCAAGGCAAAGGUGGGGGUGGAUCGUUUUGAGGUGCAGCGCACCCAUGACGCCUAUCGAACGAAGGAAACGCAAAUCAUCUUGGCUGACGAGGUAGAGGCUCGUCUUCGCCAGUGGCGUGAACCACCUGUAGGGGGAAGCGCUCCUGAGCGAUGGAGCAAGCAGCAACUCGCGCCAACACCACGGCUGGUGAAGGUCAAACGAAAUGGACUUCAGAAAGAAACAAAUAAAACGGAUUCAAGAUAA